AUGCCCGCCAACGGCGCUAGAAGCCCAGGCAGCUGGAGCUGGCAUUCUGGCCCUCUGUACCCGUUGCCAGGUCCCACGGGGCCGCAAUUGAGUCCAUUCUUGCCUUGUACGGCGUCGGCGUUGGGCAGAAGCAGUCGCCCCGCUCGUAAGGUCUGUAGAAAUCACCACCACUCCCCGGCUGGCAGCGCUGCCGAAGAGAAGGAUUCAAAGAUGGAUUUGGCCGUUCGGGACGUUCUAGGAGAUGUCAACAGCUAUCCGAAGGCCGCAGACGCGCUGGUGCGAGAAGUGCUGACGGAGCGCCGCAGCUACGACGGGUAUUUUGUAUCGCAGGCAGUUGCCGGAAGCAUCGUCGAGGACAUCGCGGAGACCGAGGCCGCGAUAGCGGGCCUGGAGCGACAGCUGCGCGAGCGGUUGCUAGCUCAGAAGAGACAGCUGGUGGCGGAGCUGCGCGGCAGCGACGUGCUGGAGGAGCUAGCGGGGAUCUCGCGCGAGAUCGAGCAGCUGUGGGAGCUGGACAGUGGCCGCGCGGGCAAGCCCGCAGACGAGAGCUUGGAGGAUGUGGAGGCCCCGGAGGAGGCGGAGGACGCGUUUCACGCGUCGCUGCGGCGUCUGCGCACGGAGGGGCGGAGCGGGGCGGACGAUGGGCUGGGCGUGGUGCUGGGCAACCUCGGCCGCGUGUGCGGGCUGCUGGAGGUGCCCGCGCUCGUCAGCACGUGCAUCCGCACCGGCUACUACCAAGAGGCGCUGAUGUGCCACGGUUACGUGCGCUCGCUGCAGCACAAGUUCCCCGGCGUGGAGCUCGUGGCCCGCAUCGCCGCCGCAGUGCAGGCGGACAUCUCGCAGACCAUGCUACAGGGCCUGUCGCGCCUGCUGACCACCGCGCUGACCAUCAAUGCGAUGAAGAAAAUCACAGACUACCUGGCGUCGAUUGACCCGUUCCAGGACGCGCCAUCCGCGCUGCAGCAGCUCUUCCUGUCCGCACGGUUCCGCUUCAUCGCCGGCGAGAUCGACUCCUACGCCGCCGCCCCGGACGUCUCCGACGCAGUCCGCGAGAUGCUGCUGAAGCGCAAGAUCGAGUGCGUGCGCGAGCACGUCUACGGCAACCUCGUGGUCUUCAACUCGCGCUUCGUGCCAGACACUCGCCCCAUCGCCAUCGGCCUGUUCGGCGCCCCCGCCACGCCGCUGCCGACCAGCCCGCUGCUGCUGCACUUCGUUGAUCGCUGCUGUACCCACCUGGUCCGCCAGCUCCCCGCGCACAUGCCUUUCGUCGCGCCGGACUCCGUCUGCCUUCAGCUGGUCUACUGUUCCUUCCGUCUCGCGGACCUGAACCCUAAUUUCCACCACCUCUUCAUGAACGCCCUUCUUGCAUCCGGCGCCUUUUCCCGCGCCGAACUCGACGCAGCCCUCGCCAAGCGCCUCGAGCUCGUUGCCACCUACUGA
Eremothecium gossypii ATCC 10895 is the source of this 1440-nucleotide messenger RNA. RefSeq names its product Golgi transport complex subunit COG8 (gene COG8). The record is from RefSeq and is marked provisional. The transcript has a single exon. Gene Ontology annotation, biological process: intra-Golgi vesicle-mediated transport; cytoplasm to vacuole targeting by the Cvt pathway. Bases 1 to 1440 code for a protein of 479 amino acids. NCBI's taxonomy places the organism in Eukaryota, Fungi, Ascomycota, Saccharomycetes, Saccharomycetales, Saccharomycetaceae. Gene Ontology annotation, cellular component: COG complex.